AUGAAUAAUAAUGGCUUUAUUGUUUAUAUUAUAGGUACAACUGCUGCAGGAAAGACAAACUUAUCUUUAAAUUUGGGUCUCGAUAAUUAUGAGAUAAUAUCUUGUGAUUCUAUGUAAAUUUAUAAAGAUGCAAAUAUUAUGACUGCAAAAGUUACGGCUAUAGAACAAACGAUAAAAAUGCAUCAUGGAAUAGAUUUAUUAGAAUUAGAAUCUGAAGGUUUUAAUCGUAAAUAAUGGAAACAUAGUAAGAACUUUUAUGAGCUCUAUUUUAGUGACAAUUAACAAAAUAGAAGAGAUAUAAUCUAAAGGAAAGAUUCCAGUUUUAGUUGGGAACACUCAUAACUUUAUUGAAUCAAUAUUAUUUAAUUAAGAAACUGAAGAAAAUUAAAUUUAAUAAGCAGCAGAAUUUCACUUAGAUGGUAAGGAGCCUUUUGAAUAUUUAAAAGAAAUUGAUCCAUUAGCAGCUUUAAAAUUUCAUCCAAAUGAUCAUAGAAGAAUUUAGAAUUCUAUUAAAUAUUACCAAAAUAUAGGAUAAUUACAAUUUGAUUAAUUAGAUCAUAAUUCAGAAUAAUUUAAAUUAAGAAGUAAUAACUUCCUAAUAAUUUGGCCAAAAUGGAGAAAAAAUGAAGAUUUAAAGAUUAAAGUAACUGAAAGAAUAUAACAAAUGAUAGAAAAAGGAGGAACAGAAGAAAUAUUAAGAAUAUUUGAAAGAUUAGAGAAUAAAAAUAAUAAGUUAGGUGGUGUAUUAAAAGGCAACGGAUAUUGUUAAUUCGAAAAAGUUUAUUAGUAUUAUAAAUAAUCAGGACUUUAAUAUCCUAAUAUUGAUGAAAAUUUUUAAGUGCUAUUAAAAUAAGGUGCUGAAAAACUAAUUAAUGAUACGAUGUAGUAUACGAAGAAAUAUAUUUAAUGGAUAAAAAAUAGAAUUCUUUGUAAUUCAUAAAUUGAUAUUAUUGCUAACAGAUUAUUUUUACUAGAAUUUGAUUCAAUUUAGACUUUUCAAGAGUAGGUAAUAAUCCCAGCUUAAAAAAUAUAUAAUUUAUUUUAUUAAUAAUUUUAAGAUGAUUAAUUAGGGGAUGAAUAGUUUAAAAUUAGCUAAUAAAAUUUAGGGAAUAUUAAAAUUAUUACUCCUGAAAUGAUAGAGAAGUAUAAAUAAAUACAAAAAUAAAAAUCAAGAAAUAGUUGGAAAAAAUAGGUUUGCGAAUUAUGUAAUAAAACAAUGAAUGGGCCAUUUGAAAUAGAAUAGCAUUUUAAAUCUCGUUUUCAUAAAAUUAAUGUUUUGAAAGAUGAAUAAUUGUAAAAAAAAAAAUAAAAGAUUGAUUGA
Messenger RNA from Paramecium primaurelia, 1321 nucleotides. The record is from the annotation of a GenBank genome assembly. Lineage: Eukaryota; Ciliophora; Oligohymenophorea; Peniculida; Parameciidae.